Messenger RNA from Xyrichtys novacula (pearly razorfish), 2774 nucleotides. The record is from the annotation of a GenBank genome assembly. Lineage: Eukaryota; Metazoa; Chordata; Actinopteri; Labriformes; Labridae.
AUGACUGAGAGAUUCAUUUUAAAGAAGAGGACUCGAAGUUUGCAUCUGCUUUUCCUUUCAGGUUUGUACAUUACAGUGUUUUUUACAGCUGUUUUUAUUUGCCUUUAUCAAAUGUAUAAAUGUAUUACAGAGAGUUUUUGUUGGUAUUGUUUUCUGUAUGAAGGAACUAACUUGUUUGAAGGAUAGUGUUUCAAUCAUUCUGAAAAAUACAUAGUUUAUUCACAAAUGCACAAUAUUUCUGUUGUAACCGUUGGUAUUCAAAAGGCUGUAAUUCACUACCUGUCAUUUCACAGGAUUUUGCACCUUUGCUUUUGGAUCUUCAGAUUUCUACCUUAUUAAAGAAUCUAGGUCCUACAAUGAUGCAAAGACCUACUGCAGAGAGAUGUACACUGAUUUGGCUUCAGUUCACAACUUAACAGAUAUGAAUAAUUUGAUCACUUUAGUCUCAUUUAGCACUGCCAGAGCAUGGAUAGGCUUGGAGAGUGAGGGUGUGAGGAAGUGGCACUGGUCAAGGCCUUAUCAGAAACUAAAUUUUUAUAACUGGAAGGCAGGGGAGCCAAAAAAUACAGAUGAAGAUGCAUGUGCAGUGAUGGAUCCACUAGGCAAGUGGUUUGAAAGUGAAUGUGGGACAAGAAGGAGUUUUGUUUGUCAAGGUAAGUGACAUGGAGUUGCUGUCAUGAAUUAUUAUUUUUUUUUAACUACCAAAAAAAACAAAAUUAUGUGCAUCAUUUUGCUCUGUUGUUUAAAAUACUACCCUCUGAUUUUCAGGGAAUAUCGAAACUGGUGGUCACGUUUUUGUUGCUGAGACUAAAUCAUGGAGGGAUGCCCAGAAUCACUGCAGGAGCUUGUCAUCUGAGCUUGUUAGCAUACAUUCACAGGAGGAGAAUAACGCAGUGCAUAACAUUUCUGCGUCACAAAAUGUGUGGAUUGGCCUCUUCAAAGAUCCCUGGAGGUGGUCGGAUGGGAGCAAUUCAUCUUUUCGGUUUUGGAAACCUGGCCAGCCUAACUACCUCGCAGAACAGGAUUGUGUUGUUGCAGUGUUCAGAGAUGACGGGAGGUGGAAUGACUUGAGAUGUGGAGGCAGAAGGAACUUUGUCUGCCGUGGAGGUAAGAUUCUAUAGAUCGCCCUCUUUGCAUUACAAGACACUUUUAGUGCUUGAACAAGAUUCAACAAGAGUACAAUAAAAAUUUCUCUUUUUUUAAAUUUCUGCUUAUCCUCACAGCAAGAAAAGUAAUUCCAGAAGCUCCCAUUCAACCAAGCACACAGCUGAGCCAAACAACGACUGAAAUGCCGACAAAUUUGAUUACUUUUCCAAACACUACUCACGAGGUUACAACCACACACCAUUUUAUUGUGACUUCUUCCAAUCAAUCAAACACUGCCAAUACUACCACUGAGGAAGCAGCAACAACUAUCAAUGCACUGACACCAAAUGUCACAGAUUUUGUGUCAAGCACAUCAGCCACACAACUCAACAGUACAACUACAGGGAUGCCAAAUGUAACAACAACACAACUGCCUAAAAAUACCACACAUUUUGUAUCAGAUACAUCAACCACACAACUCAACAGUACAACUACAGGGAUGCCAAAUGUAACAACAACACAACUGCCUAAAAAUACCACACAUUUUGUAUCAAAUACAUUAACCACACAACUCAACAGUACAACUACAGGGAUGCCAAAUGUAACAACAACACAACUGCCUAAAAAUACCACACAUUUUGUAUCAGAUACAUCAACCACACAACUCAACAGUACAACUACAGGGAUGCCAAAUGUAACAACAACACAACUGCCUAAAAAUACCACACAUUUUGUAUCAAAUACAUCAACCACACAACUCAACAGUGCAACUACAGGGAUGCUAAAUGUAACAACAACACAACUGCCUAAAAAUACCACACAUUUUGUAUCAAAUACAUCAACCACACAACUCAACAGUACAACUACAGGGAUGCCAAAUGUAACAACAACACAACUGCCUAAAAAUACCACACAUUUUGUGUCAAAUACAUCAGCCACACAACUCAACAGUACAACUACAGGGAUGCCAAAUGUAACAACAACACAACUGCCUAGAAAUACCACAAAUUUUGUGUCAAAUACAUCAACCACACAACUCGACAAUGCAACCACAGGGAUGCCAAAUGUAACAACAGCACAACUGCCUACAAAUACCACUGUAAAGGAAACUACAGCUGUUGUCUCUGCAACCACAACAAUGAUGGUUACUUCAACCGGGACCUCGACUCAAAGAAGCUCAACUACACGAUCUCUGACUCCAACACCAACUGAGAGCAGUCAGAGCUUGCCUUCAGGUACGCUUCAAAUGCUGAUGUUCUUUUCAGUAUGAAUGAGAGGUCAUUAUGAAAUUAUAUCUCUGGUUUUCUCUCCAUGUUCUUCCUCAAGGCAAACUGAUCCUAAUAAAGGAAAACCUGACAUGGAUUGAUGCGAUGACUUACUGCAGGAGGCACCAUGUUGACCUUGUCCACAUUACAUCUGAACACAUACAAGACAAAGUGGCUGAAAAAGCAAAACAUGCCACAUCUCCUCACGUUUGGCUUGGUCUGCACUAUGCCUGUAACUUAAAUUUUUGGUUCUGGACCAGUUCAAGCAGGGGGUGCUACCAGAACUGGGCUCCAGGACAAGGCUCUGAGGUGAAAUAUGACUGUGAUGUUACUGGUGCUGUUGAGGCCACUGGGGGGCAUCAGUGGGUUGGUUUGUCCCAGACAGAAAAACUGAACUUCAUCUGUUCCACAUGUGCUGGAUGA